This is a messenger RNA of Puccinia graminis f. sp. tritici CRL 75-36-700-3, 1495 nucleotides long. RefSeq lists its product as uncharacterized. Gene Ontology annotation, cellular component: cytoplasm. The record is from RefSeq and is a predicted model, not a curated record. Gene Ontology annotation, biological process: N-acetylglucosamine metabolic process. Lineage: Eukaryota; Fungi; Basidiomycota; Pucciniomycetes; Pucciniales; Pucciniaceae. Bases 1 to 1407 code for a protein of 468 amino acids. The transcript has 10 exons.
AUGGGUCAUGACGAACUCUAUCCGCUGCUAGCAAGCGCCAACCAGCUUAUGUCAAAAUUGUAUCCCUUGAAACCGACGCCCAAGUCCCAGAAGAUGCAUGCUUCUUCUUUACCUGAAUCUGUUCAACGCCCAGCAGAUAACGUUGAAGGCCAUGUAAUCUUCGGCACCUGCAUCGGCAGCGGCCCACUUGGGUUCCGAACGACCGGAGAACAGCAUCUUGCGUUGAGCUCGUUUGAUAUGUUGGUUAUUCUGGUCACUCAAGGCAAAUUCUACCGAGAUGACUUCAGACACUUUAUAAACAUUCCGAUUUCAUCGUCUGCUGACAUGCAAGCUUUUACCUUGAGAACCGCACUGGGUUUUAAUCUUCUUUCAAUCUUUGCGGCCAUUCGUCUGAUCGCGGGCGGUGAUUUGCCAUGGAACCUGGGAGUGCACGAAGCCUCACGGGAGAGAAUUCAAAGAGUGAUCGAUGGCGAAUGGAUCGAGCUUCCAAACAAUAAAGUGGAAUGUUGGUACCCGGAUACAGUCAAAAAUGUGGUUGAAGGAAAGGGAAGCACUAUACAGAGGGAAGAACAUGUCCAGAAUGCAAUGAAGGCUUGGAAAUCAGGUAUAGAGAAGGAUCCAAGUGAUUUUAUGAAAACAAGUCUUGGCUGGACAGACAGCCUGAGCCAUCUGGAACUACCGGCAUUUUUGAGUGCGAGCGACUACGGUAAUCCGGAGUUGGUGGUUUUCAAAAAGAAUGAUUUUCCCUGGCGCCUGUCGAAGGAUGUUGAGCAUCAUGUUAUGUGGUUUCGACCACCAUUGGUCACACCGGCGGCAUUCAAACGACUGAGACGCGACCGGGCAUACCCCAAGCACGAAUUUAAAACCAUGAAGGACCCAAGAGGAGAGGCCCUAAUCGAGUACUUGAACGAGAACGAUAUCUACGGUUGGACUGGACUUCCACCAUCAGCAGUCAGCCCGUUUCGCCAAUCAAGCGAGCUGCAUCCCAUGGAAGCCAUAUGGCGCAGUCAGUCUGGAGAACCCAUUUCGCGCGAGCAAGCUGCAGAAGCCAUAAGAUGGGUCGCCAGACACACAAACAGACUCAUAGAGAAGCAGUUUCCGCCUUCCCUUUAUGAAACCGUCUGGAAUCGAACUAAUUACCGUGUUCGAUCGAUUCUGGAGCCAAACCACAUCCAUGUCCUUGUGAUCCCUAAAACCUCGCCAUACUCAUACUUCAGUCAAUAUCUUCGCUCCCUCACCCUUCAUGGAUAUGGUAGAUACGCGCUGCGGGCAAGAAAGAAAUACAAGAAAACAUCGAUCGAAGAUGUUCUCCCUCAAAACUCCUACAGCGGAUACAACCUGCGUGCAAGAAAAAACUAUGGCAAAACAAUCAAUAAGGACAUCUUCCAUCAAGAAUUGGCAACUUAGGAAAACACUAAAUACCGUUUCUUUACUCAUAAAGUUUUAUUUUUCAACUUUUGUCUUUGACAUAUGCGAAGUUUGACCCAAGGUCAAC